This is a messenger RNA of Aedes albopictus (Asian tiger mosquito), 1467 nucleotides long. Its product is annotated as galactosylgalactosylxylosylprotein 3-beta-glucuronosyltransferase S. Gene Ontology annotation, cellular component: Golgi membrane. Gene Ontology annotation, molecular function: galactosylgalactosylxylosylprotein 3-beta-glucuronosyltransferase activity. Lineage: Eukaryota; Metazoa; Arthropoda; Insecta; Diptera; Culicidae. The transcript has 4 exons. Bases 142 to 1230 code for a protein of 362 amino acids. Gene Ontology annotation, biological process: carbohydrate metabolic process; chondroitin sulfate proteoglycan biosynthetic process. The record is from RefSeq and is a predicted model, not a curated record.
GAAUGAAUAACUUAAGAUAGAGAGCGGUGGUGUGGGUGCGAAGAAUCACUUAGCGACUACCUAUAGAAGAAGCGUGAUUAGAAAUUACCGAAACAGAUUGAAAUUCCUCCCCGGAGAGCCAGCCACACACGGUGAGGGGGAAUGCUGCUGAGGAUGGUGUUCACUCCCGUGCGAAAUAUGACCAAGGCGAGAAACUUUGCGUUCCUAGUCAUGGGAGCCCUUCUGGUGUUUGCCGUGCUAUCGCUGCUCAGCAGUGCGUCGUCGGCGGCCUCAGAUGAUAUCAACAAAGAAUACUCAACAGUUCCUGAAAAUGACAGCAUGGCGGUUUGCUUCGAAAGCUUCGAAGACACCCGCCGAUUGCUGUACAGCUCCACUGACACCGAUAACAGCGUGCACCCGGAGCCCAUCAUUUACUUCGUAACGCCAACCUACCCGCGCAGAGAACAGGUGGCGGAAAUUACCCGUCUCGGCCAGACGUUGAUGCACGUUCCCUAUCUGCACUGGAUAGUGGCCGACGAUACGCCCGUGUGCAACAACUUCCUCAACAAUUUGCUUAAAAAGUUUGGCAUUCCCUACACUCACAUUGCCAGCCCAAUGCCAGAGUUUUAUCGCACCAAGAAGUUGGUUCCACGCGGAGUAGCCAAUCGGCGGGCGGCGCUAGCGUGGAUACGUAACAACAACAAAAAGACCGGUGUGCUGUACUUUGGCGACGACGACAACACCUUCGACUUGAAGUUGUUCAGUGAAAUUCGCAGCACGAAAAAAGUAUCCAUGUUCCCGGUGGGGCUCAUCGGUGAUUAUGCCAUUAGUACACCCGUGGUGAAGCACGGAAAAGUCGACGGAUUCUUCGACUCGUGGCCAGCCAAACGGAAGUGGCCAGUGGAUAUGGCGGGAUUCGCCGUGAAUCUGGAAUACAUGGGUCUCAGUCCGAACGUGACCAUGCCGUACAAGGCCGGCUACGAAGAGGACGACUUUCUCAAGAGCAUUGGACUGAAGAUGCAAGAUAUCGAACCGAAGGCCAACAACUGCACAGAGAUACUGGUGUGGCACACGCAGACAAAGAACAACAAACCACCAAAGAUACGUAUCAGCAGCGGCAUACUGCGAAACAAUCAGGUCAACCUGGGGGUUCUCCUCAAAAAGCUCGAAAAGAUGGGCGUGAGUCAUAUCAGCCAGUCGGAGGGUAAGUACCUACAAAAUGAUAACCGGCGCAAACGGGCGAGACUUUGAUUAUUAUGUCAAUUGUUGUCGGUGCAAAGGUAUGCUCUGUAAAUGCUCUUUCGUAAUGAGAUUGAUAAUGUCUGCAUCGACUUUAUGACUGUAGAUUCUUAUCAUGUUCGCGUCAUGGUCAAUCUUUCAGGACGCGCGAAAUUGCAACUUCAAAAUUCACCUCGUUCGUGUUGGGUACGACGAAGGAUGUUUUAGUUUACCGAGUUUUGAGUAGUAGGUAUUGAAUUUUUAACAGCG